CUGAACGCAAAUUAAUACGGCUUGGCCUCAACAUGGCUGUAACAGUCUUGAACACGAAAAGUUUGCUAAAUGGAUUUUUAAAAAUUUCGUUGCCACAUUUACGACUUUGUCCGGCAUCAUACAAUUUUAGUACUAGUUCAAGAAGGAAGAAUGCAAAGUUUUACGAUGAUAUUGAUGAGGUUACGAAAGACAUACAUAGUGGUGCCAAGGUGCUAGUUGGAGGUUUUGGUUUGUGCGGAAUGCCUGAGCAUCUGCUGGCUAGUCUGCUGAGAUCUAAAGUGAAUGAUUUAACCCUAGUGAGCAGCAAUGCAGGAGUUGAUAACUCAGGGCUUGGUCUCUUGAUGGAACACAAACAGGUUAAACGAAUGAUUGCAUCCUUUAUUGGUGAAAAUCAUGUUUGUGAACAUCUGUAUCUGUCCGGUGAUCUGGAGCUUGAAUUAACACCACAGGGAACUUUGGCAGAGAGAAUCAGGGCUGGUGGUUUUGGUAUUCCAGCAUUCUUCACUCCAACAGGUGUUGGUACGCUAGUUCACAAGGGGAGGUCACCAAUCAAGUUCAAUCCGGAUGGCAGCAUUGCUAUAUCGAGUGAGCCCCGUCCGACCCAUACAUUUGAUGGACGUACAUUCAUAAUGGAGAAAGCCAUUACAGGAGACUUUGCAUUAAUCAAAGCUUGGAAAGCUGACAAAGCCGGCAAUUUAACUUUCAGACGGACAGCAAGGAAUUUCAACCCACCCAUGUGUAAAGCGGGUAAAAUCACCAUCGCAGAAGUUGAUGAAAUAGUCGAGGUCGGGGAGAUAGCUGGAGAGGAUGUUCAUGUUCCACAUAUUUUUGUACAACGUGUUGUUAAAGUACCUGUCAUCUCAAAAAGAAUAGAGAGGUUAACACUAAGGCAGGAACAUGAUAAGAAUGCACCUAUGGAUGCUGCUGCACAAAGGCGAGAAAAGAUCAUCAGACGAGCAGCUUUAGAGUUCCAUGAUGGAAUGUAUGUAAAUCUUGGCAUUGGAAUUCCCGUCUUGGCCAGUAAUUACAUCCCUCCAGGGAUCAACGUUACCCUUCAUGGUGAAAAUGGCAUACUUGGAUUGGGUCCAUUUCCAAAACCAGGAGAGGAGGAUGCAGAUCUGAUCAAUGCGGGUAAACAAACUGUGACAGCUAUUCCAGGAAGCUCUUACUUUUCUAGUGACGAAUCAUUUGGAAUGGUGAGAGGGGGUCACAUGCAUAUCACAAUUCUAGGUGCUAUGCAGGUGUCUCAAUACGGAGAUCUUGCUAACUACAUGAUUCCCGGUAAGAUGGUGAAGGGAAUGGGAGGUGCCAUGGAUUUGGUAUCCUGUCACAAAACAAAGGUGAUUGUCACCAUGGAACAUUUAACAAAGACAGGGAAACCCAAAAUUAUGAGCCACUGUACCCUCCCCUUGACUGGAUCACACUGUGUGAACAUGAUAAUCACAGACAAGGGUGUGUUUGACAUCAGCCAUGGAAAAGGUCUAACUUUGGUAGAAAUUGCAGAUGGUGUCAGUCUUCAGAAUAUUACAAAAACGACUGGCAGUCCGUUUGAAGUAUCGGUGGAUUUGAAGCCAAUGCAGCAAGUGGAUGUGUGAAAUGAUGAAAUCAUAUCCAUACUUGUCCAGAGAAAAUCCUCCAGCUCUAACACAUGCCCGUACUGAGGCCCACCCACUAAUUUAAUCUAAAUUCCACACACACGGUUUUUUCUGAUUUAGGAUUAGUUGGGUUUCAUUAAAAAAUACUAAUAUAAUGUUCAUAUUUCGUAAUCCAACACCACAAUGUUGUUGAUAUGGAAAUUUGACAUAUUGGAUUUUUUUAUGUUGAAUUUCUUUCACAAGGGAGCUUUUAUUGGUGUUUUUGGAGGAAAUAAACACAGAAGACCAUUAGUGCUAUUCUGUAAGAUGUUCGGUUGAUUCCGUCAGCCUGUUGCUAUGGUAGGCUAAUACUUUUAGUUUGCACAGCGUAUAUCUACACAUUUUCCUGUCAGUUUAGUGCUCUGUUUGUUAGCCAAUUUGUGUUUGUGUAAUGUCCUCAGAUAUAUUUUUACAGUGUUUAACAUAAUGUCGGAAAUAUUUUUCCAUUACUGAAAUUGUGGUAUUGUAAGAUUUGCUCAGUAAUGUAAAUCGGUGUUGAUACGAUACUGAUACCAAAAGGUAUAUACAGUAUACCGCCCAGCUCUACUUGCCCUUUGAUAAAAGCUCAAAGUAACAUUUUUUAUAGUUGUAGUAUGUAGUUUUACAUAAUGGCGGAAAUAUUUUUAAUUACCGAAAUUUCGGUAUUACAUGUAUUAAGAUUUGCUCACUAUUGUAAAUCGGUAUUGACAUAAUAUAAAGUGUAUACGGUAUACUGCCCAGCUCUAGUUGCUCUUUGAUAAAAAGCUCACAGUAACCCCUUACUUUUGAGGACUGCAAUUUGUUUUCCUGGGUAUUUGUCUAGUAUUGUUUUCAUCCCUACAGCAGACCUCACUAUUUAUGGGGAGCUAUCACUCGCACUCCCCAUUACUCCCCAUAAAAAAAUUCACUAUAUCAAUAUUUUUUUUUAAAAACCAAAACAUUGCAAAAAGAUUAAAUAUCAGUGUUUUAUAUGGAAAUUUAUUACCCAUAUGAGCUUAUAUAUAUGGAUGGGGUAAUAUUUUCUUUUUAUCUCUGCAGUGUGCAGCCACUUAUUGGCUGGCUUAAAACUCACGACAUUUGGUUGGUUGUUUGCCGCAGCUGGAACUUCACUUGCAUGUUUCCAUUCAUGGGUCAGAUUACACAAACAUAAUACGAUCUACAAAGACUUACAGAAAAUGUUUGACUGAUUUAUUUCAUAAACAUGAAAUAGUAUAUUUUCAUAAACAGCAGCUUUAGUAACAUAGAAAAAUAAUUAUUUUCUAAUACAACCACAGUCGUUUUAUUUGUACUGUAAAUAUUUGGCUGCAAAAUGAAUGCUGUUAUCCCAUGAUGACGUCGCUUACAUUACUUUGUGUAAUGCACGUAAAAGUAUAUGACGUAAUGGCUGAUGGCUUUGUUGUUAGACAGCAGAGGAAUUUUAUAAUAAAGGGUGUUGAAAUUGACAAUGGAUAAUAAAAAGAAUCGACCAACUCGCUAUGAGGAGUUACAAAUAAUAUGUCCCUCGUGAAUGAAUGUUGUAAAGGCUCGUGUUUACAACAUUCAUUCACUCAGGACGGAUAAUUCAUAAUUCCUCGUAGCUUGUUAGUUAUUCUCAAAAUCUUAAAUGGUACUCCAUGAACUACCCUGGUAAGUUUGAAAAUCUAUCUUUUCCGAGAAUUUUGGUUUGAUAGUUCAGAAACUCAAUAGAGUGGUUCUGUGGCACAGUCUUCACAAACUUAGUAAUUACUCCUCUCAAUUUUUCUCAUGUGGAGAUCUGCUAUAGUACUUGACAGGCCCAUAGCCAGGAUUUCGAGAGGGGUUGCAAUUUUGCAUUGACAAAUAUUGAAAAAAACAAAACCCUCACCAGUAAGAGGGGAGUGUCGACCAACACCCCCCAUUGGCUACGGGACUGCUUGACGGAAAACUUAUUGGGACUUUGUUAUUGACAACUAUAUUAGUGUUUCAUAUAAUUAUAUAUUAGUGUGUACAUUUUUAAUAUUAUUUUGAUAUUUUAAUAUUAUACAUACCCGGUAUUUACAUAAUUUAUGUAGUAUUAGUACACUUCGUUUUAGUUGUGUGUUUUUAAAGUCUAAUUUACAGUGUCUUUUGGUGUUGAAAAAAAUACAUUGUUAAUUAUUAAUGUUUAAUCUUUUCAUUAACAAAGUGUGUGUUUUUAACGUUGUAACUACUUUUUGACUUUAACAUAUAUUGCCUUUCUUUGAUUGAGACAUGAAUUGAUUAUAUUUUAAAAAUAUUUUGGCUUGUUUUAGCUCCACUGUGAUAUUAAUCACCGGAGCUUUUCCUUUGAAGUUCUAUCCAUCACCUUUUUCUUUAAGUCUAUCUUUUUCUAGAAUUUUCAUUGGAUUGUUCUGAAACAAAGUAAUAGAGAGAUAUUUUGGAAAUUUUGAAUAUUUGAAUUUUUAUUAAAGUUCUAGAGUAUUGAUAGGAUAGUUCGGAAACAUAGAAGAAUUUGAACAUCUAUCUUCUAGAGUUUUGACUGGAUAGUUCUGAAACUCAGUUCUAUGACUCUCAGGAGCAAUCUUGACAAACUCGUAGAGAGACAUUUUGGAAAUUCAGAAGUUUAUUAAUUUGGUGUUAAUUUAAAUUGCAAACUUGAAAGACUAUAGAGUUUUGAUCAGAUAGUUUGAAAACUUUAUUCUCUUAGGCAGUUUCAACAGUAAUAUGUAUUUUUUGAAGUUUUGAAUUUUUUAAUUUGUAUUAAAUUUUUAAAAUUCAAUUAAGAAAUUUGACAUUGGAAAUUUGGAUUUCUCUAUGCUAUAUCAUUUUCUGGUAACAAAACAAAAAAUUAAAUAGCAGAGUAUUUUAGGCUGUUAGCCAAUUGUAAAACGUUUAAAAUUUAAAACUGAAUAUUUGAAAGUCUAGAAUUUUGAUUGAAUUGUUCUGAAGUUUGUUACAAAGCAAUAGAUAGAUAUUCAGAAAUUUUGAAUUGAUAUUAAAUUUUAAAAUUUUAAAUAGAAAUUUGACAUUGAAAAUUUAAAAUAAUCUUUUCCUAGAAUUUUGAUUGGAUAGUUGAAACUUGGUAAAAUGAUUAUCAGGGAGAGUCUUUAGGCCAUUUAAAAUUUUAAUUAAAUUUAAAAAAAGUUUAAAUAAAAAUUUAACACUGAAAAUUUGAGUCUAUAUUCUCCUAAAGAUUUCAUUGGAUAGUUCUGAAAGUUGGUAUAUUGAUUCUCAGGGACACUCUUCACAAUCUAAUAGAUACAUAGGACAUUUUGAAUUUUUAUUAAAUGUAAAAAAAUUUAAAUAGAAAUUGUUCUGAAACUUGGUACAGUGAUCCUCUGGAACAGUCUCCACAAAUUUUAAAUUUUUAAUUAAAUUUUAUAAAUUUAAAUAGAUAUUUAAUAUUGAACAUUUUAAAGUCUAUCUUGUAGAGUUUUGAUUGGAUAGUUCUAAAACUCAGUACAUUGAUUCUCAGGGUUCACAAAGUCUGUCUUCUAAAGUUUAGAUUGUAUUGUUUUGAAACUUGGUACAAUGACUCUCUGGGGACAGCCUCUACAAACUAAUGGAGGUAUAUUUGUAAAAUUCUUCUUUCUUUUUGUUAAAGUUAAAUAUCUAAUAGAUACAUAGGACAUUUUGAAUUUGAAUUUUAAAUAUCUAAAUAUCUAAUAGAUACAUAGGACAUUUUAAAUUUUUAUUAAAUGUAAAAAAAUUAAAUAGAAAUUGUUCUGAAACUUGGUACAGUGAUCCUCUGGAACAGUCUCCACAAAUUUUAAAUUUUUAAUUAAAUUUUAUAAAUUUAAAUAGAUAUUUAAUAUUGAACAUUUUAAAGUCUAUCUUGUAGAGUUUUGAUUGGAUAGUUCUAAAACUCAGUUUCACAAACUACCUGUAGUAAAUAUUUUUGGAAAUUCUGAAUUUUGGAAUUUUUAUGAAAUUAAGUUUUGCUACUAGUGAUCGGAAGUGAUCAAUAAUACAUAAAUACUCACUUCUAUAUAUACAUGUAUAUAUUCAUACAUACAUAAACAUUGUUGGUUAUAUGACCGGCCUCGGUGGCGUCGUGGCAGGCCAUCAGUCUACAGGCUGGUAGGU
Molecule: messenger RNA, 5636 nt
Organism: Gigantopelta aegis
Lineage: Eukaryota; Metazoa; Mollusca; Gastropoda; Neomphalida; Peltospiridae
Product: succinyl-CoA:3-ketoacid coenzyme A transferase 1, mitochondrial-like
Exons: 15
Coding region: 33-1595 (520 amino acids)
Biological process (GO): ketone body catabolic process
Cellular component (GO): mitochondrion
Molecular function (GO): succinyl-CoA:3-oxo-acid CoA-transferase activity
Source: RefSeq, a predicted model, not a curated record